Xenopus laevis (African clawed frog) is the source of this 1984-nucleotide messenger RNA. It is a transcript of the gene mhc1-uca.L, whose product is annotated as class I histocompatibility antigen, F10 alpha chain. The record is from RefSeq and is a predicted model, not a curated record. Gene Ontology annotation, cellular component: external side of plasma membrane; cell periphery; membrane. NCBI's taxonomy places the organism in Eukaryota, Metazoa, Chordata, Amphibia, Anura, Pipidae. Gene Ontology annotation, biological process: immune response. Bases 74 to 1120 code for a protein of 348 amino acids. The transcript has 7 exons.
AACCUGCUACAGAAAGGAGGAGUCACACGCGUUCUGUCAGCAGUUUAUCCUCCGAUGGCUUUCUGACCGGACUAUGGCACUGAUAUCAUUUCUGGUAAUAUUCCUUCAGGCCGGGGCUGUUUUUUCUGGCAGUCAUUCCUAUCGCUAUUUCUACACGGGGAACUCUGAAGGAGGAGAGGGACAACCUCACUUUACAGCCACUGCCUAUUUAGAUGACUUUCCUAUUGGCAUUUACACGAGUGCAACAAAGACGUUUCAACUCAGAACCAAAUGGAUCGAAGAGAAAGCGGACCCUGCUCUGUGGAAGAACUAUACCAACAUAUUCCAGGGUUGGGAGGUAGAAUUCAGACGUGGAGUCAAGAAAAUGAUGGAGCACUUCAACCAAACUGAAGGUUUCCAUUCGCUUCAGUGGAUGUAUGGCUGUGAACUGGAUGAUGAUGGUGGCAUAAGAGCAUAUGAUCUGGAUGGGUAUGACGGGAGAGAAUUCAUGGCCUUGGAUUUUAAAAAAGUGAUUCAUAUUUCCUCUCGUCCGGAGACUGAGGUCAUUGCCCAGAAAUGGAACACAGAGACCAUCGAGGCAGAGAAAAUGAAGAAUUACCUGGAAGUGCAGUGCAUUGAAACUCUGAAGAAAUACAUCAGCUAUGGAAAGGAGCACUUAGACAGAAAAGUUGCACCCAAGGUGAAGGUUUUUCAUCAGCAGUCUGCAGGUGUCAUAAAGCUUCACUGCCAGGCGUAUGGAUUUUACCCCCAAUCUAUCAAAGUGAAGUGGUUUAGGAGAGGAGCACAAAAAGUGCGGUCAUUUGAGGUCCCAUUAAUUCUCCCCAACACUGAUUUCACCUAUCAGACUCGUGUGACAAUCACGGUGCCACCGGAGGAGAUGGAUACCUACUUCUGCCAUGUUGAUCAUAGCAGUCUAGAGAAAACACACAUUGUGGUUUGGGAUCCCAGCCAGAACCACCUUUUGUAUGCGUCGCUUGGUGCUAGCAGCAUAUUGCUUCUCAUUCUCACCUUUGUAUUGGGACUGAAGUUGGGUCGGAGAAGGCAAGGGAACAGAACUUCCACUUAUUCUCUCACCCCAGUUACAGAUGGAGACCAACCCCCACCGUCCCCUUCCGUAUGAGUAAUGAGCAAAAUGCCAAUGAGCCGUACCAAACCAACAUGCUGGAAUGGCUCCACUCCACUCUACAUUCCUGUAGAACAGGAAGGACAAAGAAACACAACCUGAGAUGGAUGGAUUCUUCCAAACUGUGACUGCAGUUGGCAAUCUGAUAAGACAGGACAGGACAAAAGAAGAGAGUAGAUGGAGCCACAAAUUCAAAGACUCAUGCACUUUAUUGCUAGUGCAACACACGAUAGAGAACCUUGGCCUGUUACAAUAUGGUUAAUAAUUAUUUUCUUAACUAUUUAUUUCCAAGGCCAAGGGUCUAUCAUGCAACAUUCUAGCUGUUAUGGUAAGACCCCGGCAACCUGUGAGAGGCACAGAGAGUUGAGCCUGACAGAAUGGACGUCCCAUUACCUGUUCUUGAGCAGCCGAGCAGACUCUGGCAAAAACAUGCCUAAUCUGUAUGUGCCAAUCUAUGGUACAGACUAUUGAACGUUCUGUAUAUUACGUUAUUAGCUCAUCUUUUCAGAUGUUUAUGUACUUAAUUGUUUAGACUACCUGACUAGUAUUAACAUUUUAUACUUUGUGUGAUGUAUUUUUAGCAAAUCAAUCCUAGGUCAGUGAAAAAUCAAGUAUCAAGUGGUGCAAUUGUUCAUCCAACACAUUUCUGCUGUUUUCUAUGUCACUUCAACCUGGUUGGGGGUAAUAUAGGGAUAAUAUUAACCAUACUUACUCACAACUUACUCUAGGGUUAGAAGACUGGGCUUGGGAUCCUACUUCACCUGGCCAUUUACAAUAAAUAGUUUGUACAUUGUACAGGUAUGGGACCGUUAUCCAGAAUGCUCUGGGUUUUGCGAAUAACUGAUCUUUCCAUAAUUUUGG